Brassica napus (rape) is the source of this 3837-nucleotide messenger RNA. RefSeq lists its product as uncharacterized. Gene Ontology annotation, molecular function: nucleic acid binding; zinc ion binding. The record is from RefSeq and is a predicted model, not a curated record. Lineage: Eukaryota; Viridiplantae; Streptophyta; Magnoliopsida; Brassicales; Brassicaceae. The coding region runs from base 1685 to 3130 and encodes 481 amino acids. The transcript is spliced from 3 exons.
ACCCCAACUCCAAAGGCCAAAGGUAAUGUCUUUAAAACCCCACCACCCCCACCUUCUCCCAUUUCACCAAAAACUUAGAAAAUAAAGAAAAGAAUUAAAGAGAGCUAAGAAGAAGUGUGAUUAUUUUAUAGUCAGAGAGUCGCCGGAGCUCGUUGCCGGAGCUCGUCGCCGUGAUCACAUUCAGCUUGCCACCACCGAUAAACGCCCUAGGCCAUCAUGGUGUUCCUCUCGUCGAGACGAAGCCGUAGACACCAACCACGCCUCAAACGGAGCCCGGACGAAGCCGCACGCGCCUCCCGAAGAUUCGCCUCGGCGCGCGCGUGAAACACACGCGCCACCGCCGUCCGCCGGAGCCACCGCGAGUUCCGGCCACGCGCCGCCGUAUCCGACCAACAUUCGCCGGAGCCGCCGUGACCGACCACCGUCCGUCCGCCGCCGAGAAGCCGCCGCCGCGUCGCCGCCUCGCCGCCGUCGCCGCUGUCGCCGCCGUCGCCGCCGUUGAUUUUCCGAUUUGGAGUCCAUUUGAGCAGCUGGAGUUCAUAGAUACCACCUCUUAUUGUUGCUAAGGUGAGGGUCUAUUCCCGAACUCCUCUUAUUCGGCUUAGGACCUCGAAUAAGUAUAAUUUAUUUUUAAUGUGUUCCGUCUGUGUGAAAUCGAGUCUGUCAUUGCUUGUUUAGUUUUAGGUUCUUUGCAUAAACCGGAACUAGGGGGUUAGAGGAUUCAACAUUGAUUGUUUCACUUAAUGUAAAUUCUUAGCUAGGAUUGUUUUUGUUUGGAGACGGAUACAGAGUCGGACUGCUGUAUGCCGGAUUGUAUGGAGGUCACGGCCAACUUUAGUCGACCGGUUGAGCCGUAGACUGGAAGUGUCGAUAAAUCGUCUACGGGCGUGUGUUACCGAGCACUUUUUCGGUGUGUGUAUGAACCGAGCACCUUUUCGGUAGUGUUUUGGCCUGUUAGUGGGCGGCGAGUGCGCACCUCGCUAGGACCAUUGUUUGUUGCUUGAGUACUUUAGGUACUGUGUUUGACAUGCAUUAGAAUUAAAUUAUAUUUAUUCGGAGUGCUAUGUCCGGGUCCAUGGACUUCGGGGUAGCAUCCCAUACCUCGCUGAGCGAUUCCCCUGUCGCUCACCCCUCAUUCUUUCCCCCUUUUAGGUGAGACCGAUGAGCAGGAGUGAUUAUCGGACCGGUGCUAUUGGGCUUUUGGGCUUCUAUCGCUUUUACCGCUUUUAUCUUUAUCGGGCCUUUAGGCCUUUGGACUUUUAUCGUCUAUGUUAUUCCUAUUUCAGACUUUCGGUUUAUAUCGUAUUUUAUAUUUCGGAUGUUAUCGAUGUUGGGCUUUUAGGCCUUUUGUUACCGUAUUGACUUUUAUAUUAUAUGAAGAUUAUUAUUAUUUGAGUUGUAUUAUUAUUUUAUUUCCGCUUUUAUCAAUUUAUUAUAUUUUGAAAGUGGCGGGUGUCACAAUUUGGUAUCAGAGCGGGUUCCGUCCCGGCUCCGACCCGGGAUGGCGAUUUUUGGAGACCUGGUUUUAUUCGGUUUUGACGGUUUUACACGAUUUCAAAAUAUUUUCGGGGAUUUGGGAAUUUUGAAAAUAAAAAUAAAUAGCACCUUUUCGUUCGAUAUCACUGCUCCUUAAAAUGUUGGUAUCCAAAGUUCAGCGUAAGUUAACUUUUCGCUUUCCUUUUAGAUGCCGCCAAGGAGAAGAACCACCCGUGCCCAGACCGCCAGAGCCAUUAGAGACAAUGUAGAUGAGCAUGAGCAGCCCGCAGUUCCACCACCCGCGGCUCCACCAGUUGAUCAGGAUGCAUUGAGACAAAUGGUUCAGGAUGCCGCUAGACAGGCCGCUCAGGAAGCACUUCAGCAGAUUGCCCAGGAGGCAGCCAGGCAGGCCGCUCAGGAGGCCGCCCGAGUAGCUGCUCAGGAGGUUGCUCGUCAGAUGGCUGCCGUUCAGCAGGGACCGCAGAUUCAGGUUCAGCAAGUUCCACUGGUUCAUGUCCAACAAGAUCAGCAGAUUCCAGCUCAGCAUGAUCAUCAGGAUCCCGUUCAGCAGGUUCCCCUUCCACAGGUUCCUCUGCAGCAGGGUCCAGUUCAGCAGUUUGCUCAUGGUGUUCAGGAUCUACCGCCACCACCACCGCGACCUCAUGUUUACCCGGUUUAUAAUGAGAGGUUCUACAGGCUGACAUGUCAGAUGAGAAACAUGGAGAUGGAGCAUUUUAGCGGGACAGUGGAUGCUGUAGCUGCACACGAUUGGAAGUUAGCCUUGCAGCGGAAGCUGGAGAUUAUUGAGUGUCCACCAGAGUUGUCGCUCAGAUUGACUAUGCAGUACCUUCGUGGAGAUGCUCUUAUAUGGUGGGAGGGAAUACGAUUGAGCCAUUUUGGGCCAGAGAGACUUACUUUCGCUGAUUUCAUUCGAGAGUUCGAUAGGAAAUACUUUCCGAAGGAAGCGAUGGAUAGGAAGAAGUGCGAGUUCGAGCAUGUAAGCCAGGGAGAGAUGUCUAUCAGGGAGUAUGAGGUUGUGUUCAACCAACUUCGCAGAUUUGCAGGAGUGGGCAUUUCAGAAGAAGACUUGAUUAGAAAGUUUUUGAGUGGGAUGCGAGUGGAGAUUCGUAACAGGUGUCGCGUAGUCACUUACCACCGGUUGGGAGAUUUGGUAGAGAAAGCUGCCGAGCAGGAGGCAGGCUUGGCGGAGGAGAAGGAACUCGCCAAAGCAGUUCAUGUUAAGUCUGGAAAAGCUCCAGAGUCUCAAAGGAGAGCAGGGGACCCGUCGGGAUUACCGAUAUGUCCUCGUUGCCAUCGCAGUCACAGUGGGCAGUGUAUGAGGUGUCUUACUUGCGGUAGGAUUGGACACAUUGCGAAGUUUUGUCGAGCUAGGCCAUUGGAUACGCCACCAGUCAGACAGAUUGCAGCACCAGCAGCGGCACAGGUUUGCUUUGGCUGUGGUCAGCCAGGUCACUUCAUUAGAGAUUGCCCGAGGAAGGACAAUGCGGCACUUCCACCACCACCGAAGCGUCUAGCCAUCGCUCCACGUGUGUUUGCGGUUGGAGAUCCUCAGGGAGCUGAGCCGAUAGCAGGUAUGAGUCUUUUCCAUACUUGUUUGUGUUUGGGUAUUUUGGCUCGUGGUUGUCAUGUGUAGUUAGUAAAAAUCUCGUGUAGGAUCGGUUUUAGUUGGAGGAGAGUCAGCUUAUACCUUAUUCGACACGGGAGCCUCUCAUAGUUUUGUGAGUCCGCGCUUAGUCCAGUCUUGGUCUUUUCGGGGAGUCUUUGAACCGAAGGCUAAGCAGAUCCAGACUGCCGGCACGGAGAAGUUGGGUGCAGUUGGCAUUCAUCACGAUGUACCAGUUCUACUUGGAGGAGUCGAGUUGCUCGGAGAUUUGACGGAGAUGGAGAUGAGCUCCUACGAUGUUAUACUUGGGAUGGAUUGGCUGUCGCGACAUCGAGUAGUCUUGGAUUGUCCGAAGGCAAGAGUUAAUAUCCCUAGAGGAGAAGGAAAUAUCAUUUGCGAGGGAAUUCAGACACACCGGGAAAUUUCUAUCGUCUCCAUGUUGCGUGCAGAAGAGUUAUUGGAAAGUGGAGCAGAGGGAUUCUUGGCAACCAUUUCGAUGGUUAAGGAGGACGGUCAGCAGAAGCUGCAUGAUAUACCAGUGGUCGCCGAGUACGAGGAUGUUUUUGAGCCUUUAAAAGGGCCACCACCAGCUAGAGCGGACGUUCUUACAAUAGAAGUAGAGCCAGGAGCAGCACCAAUUUCACGAGCUCCAUACCGUCUCGCACCAACUGAGAUGGCAGAGUUAAAGAAACAAUUGGAGGAGCUAUCUGAUAAGGGGUUUAUCAGGCCGAGCACGU